Molecule: messenger RNA, 1875 nt
Organism: Engraulis encrasicolus (European anchovy)
Lineage: Eukaryota; Metazoa; Chordata; Actinopteri; Clupeiformes; Engraulidae
Gene: rars2
Product: arginyl-tRNA synthetase 2, mitochondrial
Exons: 20
Coding region: 97-1836 (579 amino acids)
Biological process (GO): mitochondrial translation; arginyl-tRNA aminoacylation
Cellular component (GO): cytoplasm; mitochondrion
Molecular function (GO): ATP binding; arginine-tRNA ligase activity
Source: RefSeq, a predicted model, not a curated record
UUGAAAGUCAAAAAGCCACUUUACAAAUCUUGCGCUCAUCUCAUAUGGCUUUGACAAUUAAGCAAUUGGCACUUAUUCUGCGAAGUUAAAGGCUGCAUGGCUUGUUUUUUCAGGAGAAAGAUCGCUGCACAGCUAUCCAGAAUAUUUGGACACAAAGAGGAUGUUUUCAUACCAGCUAUUUCCGCUAUUCCAGUGUCAAGGAAACAGGUGGGUCCAGACUUCCAGCUGUCCGUGAAUGAUCUAGUGAGCAAUGGGGUCCUCAGCGCUGGUGGCGACUUCAAGACCAAAACAGAGCUGCUGGCAAGACAGAUUCAGCCAGAUGAGGUGAUCGAGGACAUUGCCCCCUCCCGUGGAGGACUUCAUUUCCGAAUAAACAAAAUCAUACUUGCCAAGACACUGUUGAAGCAGCUGCAUGAGGAUCCAGGAGGUUUUGGGGUCCGCAGUGAUCUCCUCAGGGGCACCAGUGGGAAACGAACGCUAGUGGAAUUCAGCUCUCCCAAUAUCGCUAAGAAGUUCCAUGCUGGACACCUGCGCUCCACUAUAAUAGGAAACUUCAUCUCCAACCUGAAGGCAGCGCUGGGUAAUGAGGUCAUCAGGGUGAACUACCUGGGAGACUGGGGAAUGCAGUUUGGGUUGCUUGGAGCCGGCUUUCAGCGUUUGGGGUCUCAGGACAAACUGCGGCAGAAUGCCCUUCAGCACCUCUUUGAUGUGUACGUGCAGGUCAACAGAGAGGCCGAGAGUGACGGCACGAUACAGGAAGAGGCGAGACAGUUCUUCCGGCUUCUAGAACAAGGGGACGAGCGCUCCCUGUUGCUGUGGAAACAGUUCCGCGACAUCACCGUGGAGGAGUACAAGCGUAUUUACAAGCGUCUGGGCGUCCAUUUUGACCACUACAGCGGGGAGUCCUUCCACCAGGCGAUGACUCAGGAUGUCCUGCAUCAGCUGAAGCAGCAGGGCCUUCUCAAACGCACACAGAAAGGUACGGGUGUGGUGGAUAUCUCUUCAGCUGGGGACAUGUCCAGCUAUGCCACAGUGCAGCGCAGUGAUGGCACCUCACUGUACAUCACCAGAGAUGUUGCUGCAGCCCUGGACAGGAAAGAAAAAUAUGAUUUUGACGAGAUGAUCUAUGUGACUGACAAAAGUCAAGAGAAUCACUUCCAUCAGCUCUUCAGCAUCCUACAGGCCAUGCAGCAGCCAUGGGCACAGAGGUGUCGUCACGUGGCGUUUGGGCUGGUUCAGGGGAUGAGUACGCGCAGGGGAGAGGUGGUCUUCCUCGAGGACAUCCUGGAUGAGGCCCGACAUCGCAUGCUCACCAACAUGGGGAACAGCAAGACCACUAAAGACCUGGAUGACCCAGAGGACACCGCAGAGAAAGUUGGGAUCAGUGCCCUCAUAGUCCAGGACUUUAAGGGCCCCAUCCGCUCGGACUACAGGUUUGAGUGGGAGAGGGUCCUGCAGUCUCAGGGAGACACGGGAGUCUUCCUGCAGUAUACACACGCUCGCCUGUGCAGCUUGAUGCGUAUGCAAGAUGGCGGCGCGGAGGAGGCCAACUUUGACCCAGAGCACCUCCUGGACAAGAGGAGCACCCAGAUCCUACAGCACCUGCUCAGGUAUGAUGAGGUGCUGCAUCAAUGUGACCAGGAACUACAGCCGCGCUACCUCCUCAACUUCCUCAUGACCCUGUGCCACCUGGUCGCGUCGGCACACAAGGAGUUACCUGUGAAGGGCAGCCCACCUGCUGUGGCCCAGGCCCGACUGCAUUUGUUUGCUGGCGCACGCACCGUCCUCUCCAACGGCAUGGGUCUUCUAGGCAUCACGCCUGUCAACAAGAUGUGACUGAAGACACAAAAUAAAAUAAAAGAAAUAUUUCAAAAC